Stylophora pistillata is the source of this 1792-nucleotide messenger RNA. RefSeq names its product uromodulin. Gene Ontology annotation, molecular function: calcium ion binding. The record is from RefSeq and is a predicted model, not a curated record. NCBI's taxonomy places the organism in Eukaryota, Metazoa, Cnidaria, Anthozoa, Scleractinia, Pocilloporidae.
GUAAAACGAAGCGUCUCUCAGAUCGGUGCAGAGGAAUUUGGAAAGUUUUGCCGCUCGAACGUUACCAAUCAGAAAUCGCAUCUACAAUAAAUGGCUCGACAACAAAUCAAAAGCCACAUUACAGUGCUGCUAAUGUUGUCUCUCGUGCCCCGACAUCUUACCGCCCAGCAGUGUGGAACGGAUCUUUACUCAAUCUAUCAAAUGAUGCUUAAAGGCCACACCUUUAAGACGUUGAAAAUCAAACCAGGUACACUAGAAUGCAGAGAAGCCUGUCUCGCUGAUGUCAGAUGCCAAAGUUAUAACGUCAUGGUGAAAGGAAUAUGUGAGUUAAGCAACAGAACUAAGGAGGCCAGGCCGGAGGAUUUUGUUAAAGACUUGGAACGAUACUACAUGAAAAGUUCUACAAGAGUUCCACUAGGUUCCAUUCCUGAGCUGCCAGGUAAUUCGUGUAGAGAGAUCAAGGCAAAUGAAGGUGAACAAGCGGUCAGCGGAAAUUACUGGUUGGAUUCCACCAGAUCUGGAAAGAGCAUGUUGGCUCGCUGUGACAUGAAAACAGAGGAUAUCAACGAAUGUGCAGAAGGAUCUCAUCGUUGCCAUCAAGACGCCACUUGUCAGAAUACUGCAGGCUCGUAUAAGUGUACAUGCAAUUCAGAAUACAUUGGGAACGGACUGAAUUGCGAGCCUGAAGAAUGUAGUAACUACAAGACUUUAACUUCUGCUCGAAGGAACAAAUCUUAUAAGUCAAGUACACCGUACAUAUGUGACGAUGAGCUGGAUGAGAAGUGGUACCGUUUUAAUGGAUACGCAGGUACAAAAAUGCCCACUUCGUGUGUCACCUUCAAAAGAUGUGGCGGCCAGAGACCAGGCUGGUUGAGUGGUGGUCAUCCUACAAAAGCUGAUGGCAGAGUGUCCAGAACGGUUUAUUUCCGCUCAGUCGACAACUGUAAAGUAAAAUCGAAGAUUAUCCAAGUUAGAAACUGUGGUUCUUACUAUGUUUACCACUUAAGCGCUGUAAACCAUGGCUCAAACUGCGCUCGUUUCUGUGGCACUUGAUAAAUAACUUAAGCAUUCUGGGUGACUUGCAAAACCAAGGCAUCCCGCGUUCACGAUUGGACAAGGUUGUCUUGGGGCUAUUUGAAACUUCGGAUUUCUUCUCUCAUGAAUACUUGUACUUGUGUCCAUAACCUUGCUAUGGUUUGCCUUUGUAAUUAAUUAAAAAAGAUUUUGACACUUGACCCAUAAUCGUGCGAACACUAUUACUUGGUUAAAUACCAUAAGCGUUCUCGUGGUUUUUUUAAAACUGAGUUGGCGUUAGUCGCAUAGAGAACAAAUCGGCCCUGAAUCAGAAGUUCUCGCGCACAACGAAAAAACUCAGCGGUGUCUAUCUUUAAGAUUGAUUUCUUAGUAAACUCGAAAAAUAUCACUUUUUUUUUUCUUUAGAACUAGUUAAGUUAACUUUUCUUAUUUGAUCAGGAAAGUUUUGUGUUAUUUUGUUGUCUGUGUUACUGUUUCUCUUUUUUUUGUCUGAUUUCAUUACGUUGCCAGAGAAUUGUACUGGUGACUUGCGGGUGAUGUUUUGCCCCUAAUGUUGUGGAAAAUAUGUCAUCAAUAUGUAAGAUGUAAAAAUAUAUCAUACCGUGAUUAAAGUGCAGAGCGCUCUUCAAUUGAGUGCCGUUAAAAUCAAAACCAAAGUUAUCUUAACAGCCAGUCAGAAGAAGGAAAUAUCACAAGGAUUCAAAGAGAAGGUAGAAUAAAAACGAGUCAACUGCCUGAGGUGCGAGAAAACGCGCGA